Aspergillus melleus is the source of this 914-nucleotide messenger RNA. RefSeq names its product LysM peptidoglycan-binding domain-containing protein. NCBI's taxonomy places the organism in Eukaryota, Fungi, Ascomycota, Eurotiomycetes, Eurotiales, Aspergillaceae. The coding region runs from base 63 to 914 and encodes 283 amino acids. The transcript has a single exon. The record is from RefSeq and is a predicted model, not a curated record.
UCGGGCUCUCUGUCCCCCCGGAGUUGAUUCUUUUCAAUAAUGAUUUUAUUCAUGACACGAGCAUGGUUGCAGCAGAUGGAUUGCUAUCUGCAGAAUGCGAGGCCGCCAUGACUGCUCCCAUUGCCUGCAGUACAUACUUCCGGGCUGGUGUAGACGAGACUCGCUCUAAGGAAGCGAUGGACAUGUCAUCCAUCUGCACCGACACCUGCGAGCAGUCUCUCGCUCAGUAUCAUGACUCGGUGCUCUCGGCCUGUCAAGACUACCCGGACCCCUGGCCCGGUGUACCUGCUACUGCGUACGGGGAUGGCAUUUGGAUCAACUACAACUACGUCUGCGGGAAAGGUCCUGUGGUGCAGCUCGAUGACUGUACGUAUUCUAUGCAGAAAAUGAAGACUAUUCUAAUAUGCACAGAUCUCGACGGCUACGACUUCGACGAUUACGACGACCCCUCGGACGAACCAGCCACCAGUCCGUAUGUCAUACUCGAUCCCUUUCUCCCAGUUCCCACAUUAUCCGCAAAGGAAGGGUCCCAAAACACAGAUUCGCCAGACGACCUGACCGUGCAACACAACCCUAAACGCGAGAUUGUUAGAAACAACAGCAAGAGAGACUGGUCAACAGAUGCAGCUGUCUGUCAACAACACACUGUCCAGUCGGGCGACACGUGCUGGAGGAUCGCAAACACGUACCGAGUCACUCUCGCGCAACUGCGAGCAUGGAAUAGCUUUAUCAACGCCGAGUGCACGAACCUGAUCAUUGGGGACCAGAUCUGCGUCAGCGAGCCAGCUUCUGGGAACUCGACCGUCACGACCCCGACGCAGGCUACUUCGACCAUGUCCACCCCAUACGCGACAGCCACGGUGGCCCCGCCAGGCCCGGUAGCCAGGGGUACAACUACAAAAUGUGGAAGGUAA